AUGUCCGAUCCAUUAACUGCAUCAUCAAGCUUGCCCCAUGAAUUACAUAUCAACAAGUACCCCCGCAUAAUAAUCCAAUUUUGCACCAAAUGUAAAUGGACAAACCGUGCGAUCUGGUACGCCCAGGAGCUUUUCCAAACAUUUGAUGCAAACACCAUCGCCGACAUUUCCCUUCAGCCAAUUGUAGAAAUUCCUGGCACAUUCCAAGUUUUGAUCCAAGUGGGAUCUGUCACAGAAUUAAUUUAUCGUCGCAAGUUUAAAAAAGAUGGCGAUGAUUUGGAUCUCAAGUUGGCCAAGGUUUCAUAUGAAGGGUUUCCUGAUGCCAAGUUUUUGAAAAAUUUAGUUAGGGAUAAGAUUAGUGAGAUUGAAAGUACACUCAGUGGAGGAGGUAAUGGUGGUAUAGGCACCAAAGUUGGUGACCAUUUGAUUGGUAAAGGUAGUCUUUUGAACGAUGGAGGUGUUGGUGAUGAAGCUGAAGCUAGAGAAUGCCUUGAAUGCAAGAGGCAGGAGUAG
Lodderomyces margitis is the source of this 513-nucleotide messenger RNA. RefSeq lists its product as uncharacterized. The record is from RefSeq and is a predicted model, not a curated record. NCBI's taxonomy places the organism in Eukaryota, Fungi, Ascomycota, Pichiomycetes, Serinales, Debaryomycetaceae. The transcript has a single exon. Bases 1 to 513 code for a protein of 170 amino acids.